AUGUAUGGGAGAUGUGGAAGUGUCGAGGACUCGAAAGCAGCAUUCGAUCGAAUUCCUCAGCCCAAUCUCUUCUCGUGGAACAUCAUGAUCCAAGUGUAUACCCGCAAUGGCUAUCUUCAACAAGCGCUAGAGACUUUCACGCAAAUGCCAGUUCAAAACACAAUUGCUUGGAAUUCGAUGAUUUCUGCCUAUGCAGACAAUGGAAAUUUGAUCCAAGCUCAAGAAAUAUUUGAAAAAAUGAAGAACAGAAACGAUGUCUCCUGGACGAUUAUCAUCACAGCAUAUGCCUCAACUGGGCAUUUUGAAAAGGCAAAUAAUCUCUUUCAGCAGAUGGCAGAGGUGACUGUGGUAUCAUGCACCGCAAUGAUCCAGGCUUAUAUACUUAAUGACCAUCUUAACAAGGCAAAGGUUUUGUUUGAUAAAAUGCAAGAAAAAAAUAUCUUAACUUUUACCACCAUGCUUGUUGCAUAUGCCGAAACUAAGUAUUUGGAACAGGCAAAGCUUAUUUUUUAUGCAAUGCCAUACAGAGAUGUGGUUACCUGGACAGCCAUGAUUGACGCCUAUGCGCAAAAUGGAAACCUUACUGAAGCAAAAAAAAUGUUUGAGAGUGCACCAGUUUGGAACGUCAUAACUUGGACCGCAAUUCUCACAGCAAGUACCAAAUCAGGGCAUUUAGAUGCUGCAGAAGAGAUGUUUAAGAGUAUGCCGGAAAAGAAUAAUGUAUCAUGGAAUGCUAUGUUAGCGUCUUAUGUCACAGUUUCAAACAUUAGAAAAGCAAAAGGGAUAUUUGACAUGAUGCCUGAACCCGAUGUAGUUGCACGUACAAGCAUGAUUCAAGCUUAUGCCGAUGCAGGAGAUCUUGAUUCAGCAAAGAUUAUUUUCGACCAAAUAGAAGAUCCAACAUUUGUAACUUGGACUGUAAUGUUACAAGCUUACGCAAGAAAUAUGUUGUUAGAGCAAGCAAGAAUUAUGUUUGAAAAGAUGCCUUUCAGAGACACUGGUGCUUGGAAUUCCAUGAUUGCGGCAUAUGCCCAUUGUGGGCACAUCAAUGAAUCUCAAAAGCUCUUUAACCAAAUGCCAAGGUGGGAUUUGGUGACAUGGAAUAUCAUUGUUGCCGGUUUGGGACGCAAUGGGAACUUUGAAGAAGCACUCUCUAUGUUCUAUGAAAUGCCAGAAAGGGAUACCAUUUCAUGGAACGUAUUGCUGACAAUUUUUGUCCAAGCCGGUGCCUUGGCAAAAGCAGAAAAAACAUUUGCCACGAUGUUUGAUCAUGAUCUUGUCUCUUGGAACGCAAUGCUCGCAGCAUAUGCCCAGAAUGGCCACCCAAGAAAAGCUGUAGAGGUGUUUCUCGAGCUCAACUUGCGUGGCGCAAUCCCAGACAGUGUCGCAUUUUUGAGCCUUCUCACGGUUUGCAACCAUUUGGGUCUCAUAACCCGAAGCAUCCAACUCUUCUCCUCGAUGCACCACGACUUUGGAGUGAUCCAAUCUCAAGAACACUAUGCCUGCAUUGUAGAUGUCAUUGGGCGAUGCGGGGAGCUCCAAAAUGCCAAGGAUGUGAUCCACUCUAUGCCUUGCAAGCCAAAUCUCGAGGCAUGGGGUGCCAUGCUUGGAGCUUCCACUGUCCAACGCGAUUCACUCUUGGGUGGCUGCGCAGCCACUAAAGUUCUCGAGUUUGACACCUCCCAAGCAACCUCUUAUGUGAUGCUCUCCAAUGCUUUACAAGUUUAAAUACU
This is a messenger RNA of Selaginella moellendorffii, 1733 nucleotides long. Its product is annotated as pentatricopeptide repeat-containing protein At4g02750-like. The transcript has a single exon. The record is from RefSeq and is a predicted model, not a curated record. Gene Ontology annotation, biological process: RNA modification. NCBI's taxonomy places the organism in Eukaryota, Viridiplantae, Streptophyta, Lycopodiopsida, Selaginellales, Selaginellaceae. The coding region runs from base 1 to 1728 and encodes 575 amino acids. Gene Ontology annotation, molecular function: protein binding; RNA binding.